This is a messenger RNA of Pseudozyma flocculosa PF-1, 303 nucleotides long. RefSeq lists its product as uncharacterized. Lineage: Eukaryota; Fungi; Basidiomycota; Ustilaginomycetes; Ustilaginales; Ustilaginaceae. The coding region runs from base 1 to 303 and encodes 100 amino acids. The record is from RefSeq and is a predicted model, not a curated record. The transcript is spliced from 2 exons.
AUGGCCCCAGCAAAGAGCAGCUCGCAGGCCCAGCCCUGGACGGCAGAAGAGGUCAAGCUCCUGUUCAAUAUGGCCUAUCCGCGCGCGAGCCCGAACCUCAAGCAGCUGGCCGAGCAGCUCGGUCGAAGCCAGGGCUCCUGCAAGAUGAAGCUUCAUUCCAUGCGCACGGCCGUCGAGGAUCUGGUCGCAAGCUGGGGCACGACUGCCAAGGAUGCCAGCUCGAGCGGCGCCGCUGUGUCGCAAAAGAAGAGGAAGAUCCAGCCCGAGGAGGCCGUCAACGAUGCGCGCAACGAACACCCUUGA